Messenger RNA from Megalopta genalis, 3373 nucleotides. Its product is annotated as mesoderm induction early response protein 1. Gene Ontology annotation, molecular function: transcription corepressor activity; histone deacetylase binding. Gene Ontology annotation, cellular component: nucleoplasm. NCBI's taxonomy places the organism in Eukaryota, Metazoa, Arthropoda, Insecta, Hymenoptera, Halictidae. Gene Ontology annotation, biological process: negative regulation of transcription by RNA polymerase II. The record is from RefSeq and is a predicted model, not a curated record.
GUAGUUACCAGCCAAUAGUAAAAUGUUUUCUGCACAGCACAGAACACUUGCGAUGUGAUUGGUGUUUACAACGAAUCCCAUGAAUUUCCCGCUUUUUGGAAUGCUAUGGAAGCAUAAUAAUGCAUACGACGAAUAUAAAUAAUGGAUUGUGCGUGGUUUAAUUUAUAUUGUGUAUUUCUCGAAAAGUGAGAAUAACGUUCUGUUUAAACCAUCCGUUUCUACAAUUGUAACAGUUCUCUCGUGAGUCGAAAUUGUGCCUUGGAAAAAUGCUGGAUAUGUCAUGAAGCUGUUACAUUGAAAAAUUUGCUUUAACUUGUGAAGAUGUACAUACGAUAUUGCAGUAAAAUGUUUUUAACGAGGUGAAGUGGAACUCGGUACUGUACGCAGUGUUAUUAAUAAUAAAAAGAGACUCGAACGAAACACUCGUUUUCUAUCAUACCGAUUGUUAUCGCAAUUCUAAACUCAACACUAAUGUCACAAGAAUUUAAGGUAGUUUAAGGGCGACCUCCGACAACAUUCUAAUGGUGUACAUUGCUCUGAGCGCAUACUAGAUACGCAAGGCUAGUAUCUGCGUGCUAUGUUGCAGCUGCGGCUACUGCGAUACGUGUAAAGAUGACGGAUCGAGAUUAUGAUAUGGGCCCGGGUACAGGAAUGAUGGUAAAUGAUUUUGAUGAUGAAAGAACAUUAGACGAAGAAGAGGCUUUAGAAGGUAGUGAAGAUUCUCACAACGAGUUGUCCAACUUGCAAAAGGAAGGUGAUAUGCCACUAAAAGAUCUGCUUGCAAUGUAUGGGUACGGGGAUCCGUCGACAGAGAAUUCGAACAGUUCCGAUCGAAUGUUGAUGCCAUCUGGAAGCGGGGAUCCGGAGGUCGAGGGACAAUAUUCGGAUAAAGGUGACAAUGAUGCCGACGACGACGACGACGACGACGAAGCGGACGCGGCUAGUAACGAGCCGGAUCUUAAACAAUUUUACACCGAGAUGUUGGUAAAGGGGAAGGAUUCGACAUCGUUGGUGUCCGGAUCUACGAUGAAAGGAAACAAUGCCAGUAGCGUGGCUACUGGGGACAAUGGUAGACGGCACGGAAUCCACGACGACGACAACACCGACGACGAGGACGGUGAAGCCGAAGAAUGUUCUAUGACCGACAAUUGUAGUAACAAUGAAAACGUAGUAAGGACCGCUGCGAAAUUGGGAGGUAGUGGUACGGCUAAAUGCACCGGUAUAAGUGGGCUCGGUAGCUGUACGGCGGACGAUACCACUGUAUCCGGAAUAAUAGAGGGCAGUGGCGCGGGUGGCACGGUAGAAGGCGGAGAAGAUGGUUUGGUCAGCAGUGGUAUAGGAAGCGGUACAUCGAGAUUGCUGCGAAGCGUUUCGCGACCACAGAGCGAAGAGGAAGAGGACGACUGCGACUACAGCCCGGACGAGGAAGAAUGGAAGAAGACAAUCAUGGUUGGUAGCGAUUACCAAGCAGCUAUACCGGAAGGUUUGUGCCGUUACGACGAUGCUUUGCCUUACGAGAACGAAGACAAAAUGCUAUGGGAUCCCAGUCAUAUACCGGAAGAGGAGACCGAGGAGUUCUUGGAACGGGCACAGCUACCGGCCGUGAAAGGUGGUUCCCUACCCACAGGAUCUCACGUCAGAGACGACGAGCAGGCAUUAUAUUUAUUGCUGCAAUGCGGCUAUAAUCUCGAAGAGGCAUUGAGAAGACGGAGGAUGAACGUUGUACCACCAACGGAUGCGGUUAGCCUUUGGUCGGAAGAAGAAUGCCACAAUUUUGAGUCCGGAUUAAGGAGUUACGGAAAAGAUUUCCACCUGAUACAAAAGAACAAGGUGAGGACGCGUUCCGUUGGCGAACUAGUGCAGUUUUAUUAUCUGUGGAAGAAGACGGAACGGCAUGACAUAUUUACGUACAAGGCGCGCUUAGAAAAGAAGAAGUACGCUCUGCAUCCUGGCAUCACCAGGGACUAUAUGGACCGAUUUCUGGAGGAACAAGAGGGUGUACGGGACCGCAGCAGUUCGCCGAACGUCCACUGUUUGUUGUACGGCGAUGCGAAGCGACAGCGAUCAACUGCCAGCGUCGUAAGCAACGACGAGUCGAAAUCCGUUGAACCAUGGGACAGUACCGCGAUCGAUCCUUUGGCGGAUUUGAAUGGACCAACGCCGGCACCACCGCCACCGCCGCCACCUCCACCUCCACCACCACCGACAACCGUAGGCACGUUCGUCUCAUCCUCGGCUGCGAUUCCAAGUAUUUUGUCAACGGCCGUAUCCUGUGGCGCGUCGACUCGCCUCUCGGAGUGUUCACCGUCCGACACAGGUUGCGCUAAUCCACACGCCUGGCCAACAUUGGCGUCCCGAAGUCACUCUACCUCUUCCGUCGUGACGACGAUCACCGUCAACGCGACGACAACAACCAGCAGUACCGCCGUUCCAUCGGUUACGGCAGGGACCGCGACCGCGACCGCAACCACGAUCGGAACCGCGACCGCGACGACGGUGGUCACUAGUACGAUCGCGGCCAGUUCUGUCGUCGCUUCGGUCACUUCGAAUAAUUUUUACCACGGUCGGGUGACUUCGAGAACCAACGAUUCCCACGACUCACCCUCGCCAGAGAACAUUUUACCUCAUUUACCCCCUUAGCGUCGUACGCGACCUACGGGUUUCGAGUCUGGAAUGCGUCGAAUAUGCUGGCGCGACGCAUUCAAUUCGCCGUUCGCGACACCGCUAUCGCCGUAAUAUAUAUACAUAUAUAUAUAUAUAUAUAUAUAUACAUAAUAUUCGUUUCUAUCACGAAUUAUAUUUUUCUACUGUAUCAUAGUGUGACCAUCGAUCACGAUCACGACCGCAUUCGCGAUAGCGGAAGAAUCGCGUUCCCCGUAUCGCGACACGGUAAGCUAAAGGUAUUGAAGCUACGUCGAUUACCAGGAACAGGAAGGGAAAAAAGCAGUAGCGGGUUAAAAGUUGAAACUUAAAAUGGCACGUGGCCAUUAAAAAAUUAGCAUAACUUUUUCCAUUUUCUGCUUUCUAGUUCCCGACGAUAACUACACGUAUCGCGUUACAUUCGUAUACGAAGUUUACGAAUGGAUUAUAAAAUUAGUUUAAUUUAUUCGAGAAUCGAUUUCGCGUUUUCGGAUCUAUAAAUAUUUAAGUGUUAUCGAGAGGUGAUUCACGCGACGAAUCAUGAUCACAGAAUUGUAGCGCCGGGCGCAAAUUUGUAAGAGAUAAUCAUAACGUUGUCCUAACAACGCGUGUCCGAUUGCUGGUAUUAAGUGUACAAAAAGUCUAGUUUCGCUACGCGAUCAAUGGAGAUUCGACGAAACAGAAACUCGGUAAUCCGUUGAACAUGGUUACAUUAAAUGAAAUUCGCUGAAUA